AUGCAAUUGGAGUCCUAUUUCUGUGCGUUGGUGGUGACUGUGUGCAUCCCCAUCUUGCUCAUCCUUUUGCGAGUUCUCCGCACUGCACCAUUUAUUCAAUUACCCAAACACAUCAACCAGAGAAAAUCACUCAAGCACCUCACAGGAAAACAUGUGUCGAUAUUUUUGGGCUCUGGUGGACACACCGGUGAAAUGAUGAAACUUGUAUUCAAAUUGGACUUGCACAACAUCAAAAGAACUUGGAUUUAUUCAUCAGGAGAUACUGUAUCACUUCAUCGAGCUCAACUGGAAGAAAGAGAACAUUACAACAAUGGCAACGGGAGUUACAUACAAAUCCCCAGAGCGAGAACUGUGGGCCAGCCGUAUUUCUCAUCUAUCCCAACAACCAUCUUCUCCAUAUUUGUUGCUGCGGUAAAACUCGUGCGACAUUCUCCCGACGUUAUCUUAUUGAAUGGACCAGGUACAUGCAUUUCUAUUGCUUACAUGCUAUUUGUGUUCAAAUUGUUGGGUCUCAACCACACAAAGAUCAUCUACAUUGAGAGUUUGGCCAGAGUCAAGAGGUUGAGUCUUAGUGGUAGGUUGAUCAUGCCUAUCACGAAUCGAUUCAUUGUGCAAUGGGACCCGCUAUACAAACAAUAUAGUCGUGCAGAAUUCUACGGCAUGCUCAUGUAA
This is a messenger RNA of Lodderomyces theae, 672 nucleotides long. RefSeq names its product N-acetylglucosaminyldiphosphodolichol N-acetylglucosaminyltransferase anchoring subunit. Lineage: Eukaryota; Fungi; Ascomycota; Pichiomycetes; Serinales; Debaryomycetaceae. The transcript has a single exon. Gene Ontology annotation, cellular component: UDP-N-acetylglucosamine transferase complex. The coding region runs from base 1 to 672 and encodes 223 amino acids. Gene Ontology annotation, biological process: dolichol-linked oligosaccharide biosynthetic process. The record is from RefSeq and is a predicted model, not a curated record.